CGCAGUCACAUCCUGCAGAGAGGGGAUCACCCGGAGCACCCGUCCCGGGACAGAGAGAGAGAGACAGAGUGGGGGCACUCUCCCACCUCAUUACCCCAGAUUGGGGAGAGAUAAACCUGAGGAACAGGGCCUCUCUAUGUUGGUCCCGAAGCUGUGGUCCAGACCAUCUACCUCCUGCUUUCUUUCAGCUGGGUGUGGUUUCCACUGACCCCGUGGCCUGGGUCCAAGACUGGGGGGGGCUAAGGUGAGCUCCGGGGGGGUGAGGGAGGCCAUGGAGCUGUCCCUCGUCAACUUUGAGAACCCAGACGACGUGGGCAUCGAAAUGGGAGACGUUUCAGUUGACUGUCCGACGGAGAUGACCACGCUCGCUCCGGGCUCGCUCAGCCGCAGACGGGGCACCAUUCAACCGAGCACGCCACCUCAUUCGCCACCGCGGGUCAGACCGGGGCAGCAGCAGGUGCCCUCACCCACCACACCUCCCGCACCAGCCAGGAGAGGUCGCCAAAGCAGCGGCAGCCUGGUGUCCAGCUGGAAGCUGCUCCUGAACAGCGAUGGGGCACAAAAUGAGAACAUCUUCAACAAGAUGGCCAAGGAGUGCUGUGAUGACCUUUUGGGUGAAAGGGAGGGUGGGAUGGACGAGGGGGAGCAGAAGGUGAUCAUUAACAUUGCUGGCCUCCGGUAUGAGACUCAGCUCAAGACCCUGAACCAGUUCCCAGAAACCCUUCUGGGGGAUGCCGUGAGAAGGAUCAACUACUUUGAUCCCAUGAGGAAUGAAUACUUCUUUGACCGCAACCGCCCCAGCUUUGACGGGAUACUGUACUACUAUCAGUCUGGGGGCAAGGUCAGGAGGCCAGCGAACGUCCCCCUGGACGUCUUCGCAGAUGAGAUCCUUUUCUACGAGCUGGGAAAUGAAGCAAUGGAGCAGUUCCGUGAAGAAGAGGGCUUUAUCAAGGAGCCAGAGGUGCUGCUGCCCACCAACGAGGUGCACCGUCAGUUCUGGCUCCUGUUUGAGUACCCCGAGAGCUCCAGCGCCGCCAGGUCGGUGGCCUUAGUGUCCGUCUUGGUCAUCGUCAUCUCCAUCGUCAUCUUCUGCCUGGAGACGCUGCCCGAGUUCCGUGAGGAUCUGGAUCUCUUGCCCGCGUACGUCCACCUCCACAACCACACCCGGGGCGGCUCCGGCCCGCUGGCCCCGGCGAGCCGCGCUCCCAAGACCCUCGCCGCGACCUUCAGCGACCCCUUCUUCCUCGUGGAGACCGUCUGCAUCAUCUGGUUCUGCUUCGAAUUCACCCUCCGCUUCGUGGUGUGCCCCAGCAAGAAGGACUUCUUCAACAACAUCAUGAACAUCAUCGACAUCGUCUCCAUCACCCCUUACUUCGUCACUCUGAUCACGGAGCGGAUGGCCACGCAAGACGCCAACGCCAGCCAGAACAUGUCGCUGGCCAUCCUGCGCAUCAUCCGGCUGGUGCGCGUCUUCCGGAUCUUCAAGCUCUCCCGGCACUCCAAGGGCCUUCAGAUCCUGGGCCAGACCCUGAAGGCCAGCAUGCGCGAGCUGGGCCUGCUCAUCUUCUUCCUCUUCAUCGGAGUCAUCCUCUUCUCCAGCGCCAUCUACUUCGCCGAGGUGGACGAGCCGGAGACGCAGUUCAUCAGCAUCCCGGAGGGCUUCUGGUGGGCCGUGGUGACGAUGACCACGGUGGGCUACGGGGACAUGUGUCCCAUCACCAUGGGGGGUAAGAUGGUGGGCACCUUGUGCGCCAUCGCCGGCGUGCUGACCAUCGCCCUGCCCGUGCCCGUCAUCGUCUCCAACUUCAACUACUUCUACCACCGAGAGACCGAGCAGGAGGACAAACAGAUCUUGGACACGGCGGUGGAGGCGGGACUUAAAAUGGGGAGUGCCGCCAAGAACGGCAGCACUGCAUCGCUCAACAAGGCCAACGGAAACUGGCAAAGUGACAAAUCCAAAAAUGGGAGGUAAAUAAAAUAAAAUAAAUAAAUAAAUAAAUAAAACUUGCAUUUUCUAUGCAGCCAACUCAACUGAACGUCAGCUGGAUUACAGUGGGAUCAGCAGUAUACUGAACAAUAAAAGGGAUUGUGCACUUCUUAAUUACAGGGAGAUGACCACACAUUGUUCAAAGAUGCAUUUAAACUUUGCUGACAAAGCUUUUUUGUGGUUUUGUCAAUUAUUGAUUCAGGUAUUUUUAGAGGAAGGCUUUUGAAUACAACUCAGGUUGUCAAACACAUACCCUACUUUGCUACAAUAUAUGAGUAUUAAAAACCUUGAAGUUAUCAAAAUGCAUGCUUUUGCAUUCUCAAGCACUUAAACUGAACCAGGAAAAUAUUUAUUUGGUUUUGGUGAGUUAUAUCAUCGUAAAAGACUGAACCAGCACUUGACUGUAAGUAAUAUUAAAUGUGAUUAAGGAAUUGUGUUGACUGAUAACAAUGCAUGGUGAAUUUAAAAUUAAAAUUUAAUGUAUG
Anguilla anguilla (European eel) is the source of this 2472-nucleotide messenger RNA. Its product is annotated as potassium voltage-gated channel subfamily A member 10-like. Gene Ontology annotation, cellular component: membrane; voltage-gated potassium channel complex. The transcript has 2 exons. Gene Ontology annotation, biological process: potassium ion transmembrane transport; protein homooligomerization. Gene Ontology annotation, molecular function: delayed rectifier potassium channel activity; protein binding. Lineage: Eukaryota; Metazoa; Chordata; Actinopteri; Anguilliformes; Anguillidae. The coding region runs from base 272 to 1972 and encodes 566 amino acids. The record is from RefSeq and is a predicted model, not a curated record.